AUGGUUCGCCACCGGCCUGAAAUGGACCCUCUAUUUCAGAGGUUUAGGUCUUUAACUUACGGAUCUCUGAUCCGCCCGUGCAUGGUUUUCGGUGCUCCCAUGGGACGACAGAAACAGACAGCAACCGUGGUAGGCCUGAUCACCGACAACGACGAGACAGUCUAUAGGGAGGAUGUCAGAGACCUGGCAGUGGUAAGAGUAGGCAACAACACAUCUGCCACGCUGAUCCUCAACAUGGGAGCCCCCAGGGCAAGACAAAAGGAGCUGAUCGUGGACUACAGGAAAAGGCGGACCGAACAGACCCCCAUUAACAUCGACGGGGCUGUAGUGGAGCGGGUCAAGAGUUUCAAGUUCCUUGGUGUCCACAUCAUCAACAAACUGUUGGAGUGGGUGGAGAUCAUAGAGCCGCGCACGCGGGAACGCAUGUAUGCCAAUCUCCUCACCGGAGAGUGUGUGUGGGACCCCCCUCAAGGGGUACGUAUUAAGAGGACAGGGGACAACCAGUGGUGGGAGCUGUUUGACCCCAACACCUCCCGCUUCUACUACUACAAUGCUUCCACGCAACGCACCGUCUGGCACCGGCCUCAGGCCUGUGACAUCAUCCCCCUCGCCAAGCUACAGACGCUGAAGCAGCACACGGAUGUUCCCUGCCCGGGAGGGGGAGGGACAGGGGGAGAAAGAGGGGGGAGGACGUCAGCUGAUAACAGCCCGGGAAGGAGCAGUGCAGUCAGUAGAGAGGGGAGCACCUCAUCUUCACUGGACCAGGAACUGACCGCAUCAGAGAAACAGGGGAACAGAGAGGAGGCAGACAGAACAUCUCCGUUCAGAUGGAACACAGGUACCAAGGAGAGGAUGCUGAUCAAGGUGACAGACAGAGAACCCAGCUUCCUCUCUCACCAGGGGAACGGUUACUCCCCCUGCGACCCCCCUACCCUCACCCCCGCACCUGGCACCGGCACCGCCUCCCGUACCCGCCGUUCCUCUGGAGGCCCCGCCACCCCUGACACCGGCCCCGACGGCUCUCCAAUCCUCUACGUCGACCGCCGCCAGUCGCCCUUCCUGAAACGUGCGGAGCUAGGGGGCGGAGGUAACAGGACACACCGUCGCCCCUCGGCCGACUCACAGCCCCCCUCCCCCCGCUACGCCUACGAACCACCCCUCUACGAGGAGCCCCCCUCGGAGUUCCAGCCCCCGCCCAUCUACGAGGAACCGCCCACAGACGUGAUGCACCACCUGGGCUCUGACUCCUCCUUGCUGUAUGGCACAGGAAAGUCCCCGGCCCGGGGAAAGCCCUCCUCGGCGACGCCCCUCUAUCACUCUCCCAAACAGAGCCACUCCCCCUACGGCCAGCUGGUGCUGACCAGACAGAAGUGUCCAGAGAAGACCCAGAGUCUGGAGUACAGCCCUGCUGGGAAGGAGUAUGUCAAACAGCUGGUCUACGUGGAACAGUCCUCCUCCAGCCCCCGUUCUAAGACAGCCGACCGGCUCCUUCACUACGGGACCUCCACGGCCACCCCAUCCUCCAUGGGAGGGUAUGGGGGCUCCUACGGAGGAUCCUACACCCUCCAACACAGCCAGAGUCUGAUACGGGACCCCCGGCUGCUGCUGGACUACGGGAGCGAGGAGGGGGGCGAGGGCGGAGGCCAGAGGUUGCUCUACGAGGACUCUAUGUCCUGGAGCUCCAGUCAGCACCACUCCCUCUCCCUCUCUGGGUCUACAGGUGGAGGGGGCUUCUCGCCCGGGGGGAACCGCAAACGCAAGACCCGGAAACCGUCCCUGCCCCAGGAGUUGGGAAGGUGUGGAGGGGGUGGUGGUGUUGGGGCGGACUGGGAGGAGGGUCCGAUGUCGGGGACCCUGUCAGAGGCAGUGUUGAACCAGGCCAGGCUGGCAUGGGAGGCCCAGCAAGUGAUGAAACAGAGGAGCAGUUGGGAAUCAGCCCCGGGGGAAGGGGGCACGGCCAGGGGCUCUAACCAGGGAGGAGGGUCAAAAGACGGGUACGAGAGUGAUGGGGCGGUGCCCCUGCCCCUGCCAGGCCCAGUGGUGAGGGCGUUUAGCGAGGACGAGGCGUUAGCACAGAGCGACGGGCACCGCGGGCAUUACCACUGGAAACGCAGCACCUUCGACAGACUGGGCUUCCCUCAGGCACUGCUGGAGAAGAGCCUGUCUGUACAGACCAACCUGGCCUCGCCUGAACCCUUCCUACACCCCUCACAGUCGGAGGAUCUUGGAGCGUGUGCUCAGUUCGAGGCGAGUCGGAAUGCUCGGAACAUGAUGCCCAGUGCCAGCUGUGGAGUGUUCCCAGAAUUCACCUUGAGGAAGCCGUCCUCCGAGACCGACAUUGAGAACUGGGCUUCCAAACACUUUAACAAACACACACAGGGUCUGUUCCGGCGCAAGGUGUCCAUAGCCAACAUGCUGGCGUGGAGCAGUGAGCCAAUCAAAAAGCCCAUGAUCGUGACGUCAGACCGUGCGGUGAAGAGAGAGGCGGUGGAGAUCUUUAAACUCAUCCAGACCUACAUGGGAGACCGCCGGGCCAAGACUGACCCGCUCAAUGUCGCCCUGGAGACUGGCCCCCUGAACAUCGCCCUAGAGGUGGCAGUGCGUGGUUGGAGCAGCCAGGGUCUUCGUGAUGAACUCUACAUUCAGCUGUGUCGUCAGACUACAGAGAACUUCCGCUACGAUAGUCUGGAGAGGGGCUGGGAGCUCAUGGCUGUGUGUCUGGCCUUCUUCCCGCCUACACCUCGCUUCCACUCCUACCUGGAGGGAUACAUCUACAGACACAUGGACCCCCUUAACGAUACUAAAGGAGUGGCGAUCAGCGGCUAUGCCAAAUACUGUUACCGUAAACUGCAGAAGGCUGCUCUGACCGGAGCGAAGAAGGGGUUGCAGAAGCCGUGUCUGGAGGAGAUUAAACACGCCAGGAACGCCAUCUUCAGCCCCUCCAUGUUUGGCUCUUCCCUGGAGGAAGUGAUGUCACUGCAGAAGGAGCGUUACCCCGACAGCCAGCUGCCCUGGGUCCAGACACGCCUCUCUGAGGAGGUCCUGGGUCUUAAUGGAGACCAAAUAGAGGGCAUCUUCAGGGUUCCAGGUGACAUAGAUGAGGUCAACGCUCUCAAACUGCAAGUGGACCAAUGGAAGAUCCCCACGGACCUGGAGGACCCACACAUCCCAGCCUCUCUGUUGAAGUUGUGGUACAGGGAGUUGGAGGAGCCGUUGAUUCCUCAUGAGUUCUAUGAGGAGUGUAUCAGUCACUAUGAUGACCCUGAGGCUGCAGUCAACGUAGUGAUGGGUCUUCCUCACAUCAACAAACUGGUGCUCUGCUACCUCAUACGCUUUCUACAGGUGUUUGGCCAGCCUGCCAACGUGGUGAUCACUAAGAUGGAUGUGAACAACCUGGCCAUGGUGAUGGCCCCUAACUGCCUGCGUUGCCAGUCAGACGACCCACGCAUCAUCUUUGAGAACACACGCAAAGAGAUGUCCUUCAUCCGCGUGCUCAUCCAGCGCCUCGACACUAGCUUCAUGGACAGAUUGCUAUAGCCCCCCAAACCCUGCUCCAUCACCCCAGGCCAACGACACAGGACCCCCAUUGCCCUGCUAUAGCCCCCCAAACCCUGCUCCUGUACCCCAGCCGAUGACACAGGACCCCCACCUCCCUGCUAUAGCCCCCCAAACCCUGCCUCUGCACCCCAGGCCAACGACAUGGGACCCCAACCUCCCUGCUAUAGCCCCCAAACCCUGCCUCUGCAACCCAGGCCAACGACAUAGGACCCCAACCUCCCUGCUAUUGCCCCCAAAACCCAACUCCUAUACCCCAGGCCAAUGAUACAGGACCCCCACCUCCCUGUUAUAGCCCCCAAACCCUGCUCCUGUACCUCAGACCAACAUCAUCGGACCCCAAUCCCCUUCCCUGCUAUAGCCCCCACUUUUAACUUCUCAACCAGAAACAGGAUGCCCCCAACUUCGACUGUACCCUUAAACCUCCCAAGGCCCCACCGGCCCCCAGACCCUGCUAUAGCCCCCAACAAUAACUGUACCCCCGACCAACUAGUUGGGACAUCCCCCAACUCCAACUACUGCCCACUAAACCCAGCUAUAACCUCCCAACUUCAACUACUGCCCACUAAACCCAGCUAUAACCUCCCAACUUCAACUACUGCCCACUAA
Oncorhynchus nerka (sockeye salmon) is the source of this 4164-nucleotide messenger RNA. RefSeq names its product rho GTPase-activating protein 39-like. The transcript is spliced from 19 exons. Lineage: Eukaryota; Metazoa; Chordata; Actinopteri; Salmoniformes; Salmonidae. Bases 1 to 3537 code for a protein of 1178 amino acids. Gene Ontology annotation, cellular component: cytoskeleton; cytoplasm. Gene Ontology annotation, biological process: signal transduction. The record is from RefSeq and is a predicted model, not a curated record. Gene Ontology annotation, molecular function: GTPase activator activity; protein binding.